AUGGAGUACACUACGGUAUCCACCGGUGCCACAGGUUGGAAGUGCAAAUCUCGCAAGACCAUGUUUUGCAAGGAGAAUAUGCUUCAGUACACCGCCAACUGCGCGUACUGCAAGGCAAGCAGGCCGGCGGCGGCUGCGCCUCCGCCAGUGAUCACCGAGGACAAGACCGAAGACAGGUCGACCACACCUACCCCAAAGGCCUCCUAA
Clonostachys byssicola is the source of this 207-nucleotide messenger RNA. The record is from the annotation of a GenBank genome assembly. Lineage: Eukaryota; Fungi; Ascomycota; Sordariomycetes; Hypocreales; Bionectriaceae.